CAUAUUUAUUUGUAUUUAUUCGUUAAUUUGCAUCUCUCUCGGACGAGAUCGACUCCUUUCGACAAACAAACAAACAAACAAAGGUUUUACAGGAAUAGCUAAUUGUUGCACAUGUCAAUCAUGAUCCUUGUUAAGUGAUACUGAAAUUAUAGGCAGGUUAGAAUGGUUGCGGUCCCUCCGUGUAAAUGACUUUCCGGGGAUUCGAGCUUGUGUUUUCACCUUUACGCGGUCUUGUUUGUUGGGUUAGUUGGGCAACACAUGUGCUAUCACCAAGAGGGUGAUGCUGAAUACAUGGCGGAUGAAUACGAAAUGGAAGAUGUAGAAGAUGAUAUGGAUGAUGUGAUUGUUAAUAGGGAAACUGACGACCUAGAGUCUGAUGGUGAUGAAUAUGAUUACUCGAGUAGUAAGGUGGUAGACACUACAGCUGCUCAUGCCAGAAGAGGGCAAGACAUCCAGGGAAUUCCUUGGGAUAGCCUUAGCAUCACCAGAGAAAGGUAUCGGCAAACUAGGCUUGAGCAGUACAAGAAUUAUGAAAAUAUCCCCCAUUCAGGGGAGAAGUCAGGGAAGGAUUGCAUAAAUACCAAGAAGGGAUUCUCAUUUUACGAGUUCCAAAAAAAUUCAAGAUCUGUAAAGUCAACAAUUCUUCAUUUUCAGUUGAGGAAUUUGGUUUGGGCUACAUCAAAGCAUGAUGUGUAUCUUAUGUCACAGUUUUCAGUAACUCAUUGGUCUUCUUUGACUAGUACAAGGUCAGAAGUGCUCAACGUUUCAGGACAUGUUGCACCAUCAGAGAAACAUCCUGGAAGUCUGUUGGAGGGGUUUACACACACUCAAGUUAGUACACUUGCAGUGAAAGAGAAGCUUCUAGUUGCUGGAGGAUUUCAGGGUGAACUUAUUUGUAAGCACUUAGACCGACCUGGUGUUAGCUUUUGCUCAAGGACAACUUAUGAUGAUAAUGCUAUCACUAAUGCCCUUGAAAUUUAUGCUUCUCCCAGUGGCGCAGUUCAUUUCACAGCCUCAAAUAAUGAUUCUGUAGUCAGAGACUUUGAUAUGGAGAAAUUUCAGCUUUCUAAGCAUUUUCGUUUUCCCUGGCCAGUGAACCAUACGUCUCUCAGUCCAAAUGGUAAGCUACUUCUAAUUGUUGGAGACAAUCCUGAAAGCAUGUUGGUAGACUCCCAAACUGGAAAGACAAUUAUUUCCUUAUGUGGGCACUUGGAUUUUUCAUUUGCAUCAGCAUGGCAUCCUGAUGGUAUGACUUUUGCUACUGGAAACCAGGACAAAACCUGCCGAAUUUGGGACAUGAGAAAUUUAUCAAAGUCAGUGGCAGUGCUGAAGGGAAACCUCGGAGCUAUCCGUUCAAUCCGGUAUACUUCAGAUGGCCAGUAUUUGGCUAUGGCCGAGCCAGCAGAUUUUGUGCAUGUAUAUGAUGUGAAAAGCGGGUACGAGAGAGAACAGGAAAUUGAUUUUUUUGGUGAGAUAUCUGGCAUCUCUUUCAGUCCGGACACUGAAUCCCUUUUCAUUGGGGUUUGGGAUCGCACUUAUGGCAGCCUUCUUGAGUAUGGCCGGCGCCAGAACUAUUCAUACCUUGAUUCAAUGAUUUAGUUGAAUAUUCGAGGAGAGGUAUAAGUAGUAGUGAGUAUCAUGGUAGUUGGUGCACUUGAACAGUAUAUCCUGCAAUUUGGUGGUGUGUUUACUUCAUUCAGUGUGUGGAAAGCGGGGGAUGUACAGAAUCAAGAGGCUUGAAGGCGGCGCGCUGCAAAUGGGCUGGAAAGUAAGAUAUGUUUUGAAUGGUUGAUCAUGACAUGCUGUAUCUGUAUGUAAUUUAGAAAUUCUGUUUGUGGAAACUCAUUCUGGCGAGAUCAUAUAAAUCAUAACGUUUCUGUCA
Lotus japonicus is the source of this 1882-nucleotide messenger RNA. RefSeq lists its product as uncharacterized. Gene Ontology annotation, molecular function: protein binding. The transcript has 11 exons. The record is from RefSeq and is a predicted model, not a curated record. Lineage: Eukaryota; Viridiplantae; Streptophyta; Magnoliopsida; Fabales; Fabaceae. Bases 259 to 1599 code for a protein of 446 amino acids.